Molecule: messenger RNA, 1679 nt
Organism: Nothobranchius furzeri (turquoise killifish)
Lineage: Eukaryota; Metazoa; Chordata; Actinopteri; Cyprinodontiformes; Nothobranchiidae
Gene: arr3a
Product: arrestin 3a, retinal (X-arrestin)
Biological process (GO): signal transduction; G protein-coupled receptor internalization; visual perception
Molecular function (GO): G protein-coupled receptor binding
Source: RefSeq, a predicted model, not a curated record
AUGGCUGGAGGAAAACGGUAUAAAAGGGAGAACAACUGCUCUGGAACUCAUUCAACUCUCUCUGAUACUGAAAAGAUCACAAGCUACGAAGUUAAGAACACCAUCGAAAUUCUUCCAAAAUGGCAAAGGUUUUUAAGAAGACCAGUGGAAAUGGAGGGCUCACCCUCUACCUGGGAAAGAGGGAUUAUGUGGACCACAUCACUAAAGUGGAAGCAGUUGAUGGCGUUGUGAAGUUGGACCCAGCUGAUUUUGGUGACAGGAAAGUCUUUGUACAGCUGGCAUGUGCCUUCCGUUAUGGUAGUGAAGACCUGGAUGUGAUGGGACUGUGCUUCAGGAAGGACAUCUGGAUCCAUCAAGUCCAGCUCUACCCUGACGGCACCAAGCCUGCACUUAGUGCCAUGCACGAAACCCUGAUGAAGAAGGCGGGAGACAACUCGUACCCCUUCUCCUUUGAAAUUCCCAACAACCUGCCAUGCUCAGUCUCUCUGCAACCAGGACCCGAAGACAAAGGGAAGGCUUGCGGUGUUGACUUUGAGGUUAAAACCUACUUGGCCAAAGAGAAGAACAACCCCGAUGAGAAGAUUGAAAAGAAAGACACCGCUCGUCUAGUUAUUCGUAAAAUCCAGUACGCCCCAUCCCAUGUGGGUGCCGGGCCAAAGGCGGAUGUCUGCAAAAGUUUCAUGAUGUCGGACAAACCAGUCCACCUCGAAGCAUCCAUGGAGAAAGAUCUGUACUUCCAUGGUGAAUCUAUCCCAAUCAAAGUCAAAAUCAACAAUGAGAGCAACAAAACGGUCAAGCACAUUAAAAUCACUGUGGAACAAACCACCGACAUUGUCCUCUACUCAGCAGACAAAUACACCAAACCCGUUCUGAGCCAGGAGUUUGGAGAGACGGUGGAGGCCAACAGCACUUUUGAGAAAACCUUGACCAUCAAACCUGCUCUGUCUGAAAACAAGGAGAAAAGAGGUCUGGCUCUGGACGGACGGCUUAAGGACGAGGACACAAACCUGGCUUCUACCACCAUGCUGAAGACAGAAAUUGAGAAAGAGGUGUUGGGUAUUCUGGUUUCCUACAAGAUUAAAAUUAACCUCAUGGUGGCUGGAGGAGGCCUGCUGGGUGGCCUCACUGCCAGUGAUGUCACAGUGGAGCUUCCCCUGAACCUCAUGCACCCCAAACCUGAAGAAUAAGGACCACACAUUGCUAGAGGAGGUUGUCCUGCGAAUCGAUAAGGCAUCCUCAGAAGUUCAAGAAGGCAACCAGAGAUAAAGAAUGAAAGAAUAAGGAGUGUGGCUGGUGUCAAGGACAACGAACAGGAGAGGAAGGACGUCUCUUCAGAGCAGAACAGAAGGAUAAAAAACCUUCAACUUCUGUCCUCUCACAGCUUUAAUUUGUUUAUGUUUCUGUAGUGGAGGUAUUGAUUUUUAGCUAUAGAGAAUGUUUGGUUUACCAAACUGAAUUUAACAGUUUGACAUGAGUCUCACAAAAAUGACAUGACUAUGCCUUUGUCUACUUUGAAAAUAAAAGAUGAAACAGAUUAAGUCUGAAGUCCAUAAAUGCCACUGUGCAUUCAAACUAAGUAACACACUUACUUUCCUGUUGAGUGAAAUUUUCAGUGUGUUAUUAUAAUUUUACUGAACCUGUCAAACAUCUCACUAAACAAUGAAAUACUUUGAAAUUAA